This is a messenger RNA of Populus nigra (black poplar), 1179 nucleotides long. RefSeq names its product esterase-like. The coding region runs from base 10 to 1179 and encodes 389 amino acids. Gene Ontology annotation, molecular function: hydrolase activity, acting on ester bonds. The record is from RefSeq and is a predicted model, not a curated record. The transcript is spliced from 5 exons. Lineage: Eukaryota; Viridiplantae; Streptophyta; Magnoliopsida; Malpighiales; Salicaceae.
CUCUAAACUAUGGGGUUUGCUAGUAUUAACGUGUCUGUCAUCACUUUGGGUUAUUUUCUUAUGUUGUUUGUAACUCUCACCAGCAUCUUGAAUCCCAUCUUUGCUUCGAGAAUCUGCGAGUUUCCAGCAAUAUUUAACUUGGGCGAUUCAAACUCUGAUACUGGUACACACUCAGCUGCCUUCACUGCCCUUAACUCUCCCAAUGGAGACACUUACUUUCACAUGCCCGCGGGAAGGUUCUCAGAUGGAAGGCUGAUCAUAGAUUUCAUUGCGAAGAGUUUCAAUCUACCAUAUCUCAGUGCUUAUCUUAAUUCUCUGGGCGCCAGCUACACAAAUGGGGCGAAUUUUGCCUCAGCAGGAGCCACCAUCAGAUUACCGUCUCCAAUUAUACCUGCUAGUGGUGGAUAUAGUCCAUUCUACCUUGAUGUGCAAUAUCAGCAAUUUAUGCAAUUUAAAGACAGAUCACAGAUCAUUAGGAAACAAGGAGGAAAGUUUGCCAAGUUGAUGCCUAAGGAGGACUAUUUCCGAAAAGCACUAUACACAUUUGACAUUGGUCAUAAUGAUCUUGGAGCUGGAUUUUUCAGCAACAUGUCCAUUGAGGAAGUGAAAGCAACUGUCCCUGAUAUUGUCAGCAGGUUUUCGAUAUAUGUUAAGAAUAUAUACGAAGUGGGAGGCAGAUCAUUUUGGAUUCAUAGCACAGGGCCAAUUGGUUGUCUUGCUUACAUCUUGACCGGCUUCCCUUCAGCAGAGAAGGACAGUGCUGGCUGUGCAAAGCAGCACAAUGAAGUGGCUCGGUAUUUUAAUUACAAAUUGAAGGAGGCUGUUUUUCAAUUAAGGAAAGAUUUUCCUUCAGCUGCAUUCACAUACGUGGACGUGUAUUCUGUGAAAUAUUCUUUAUUCAGUGAACCCAAGAAAUAUGGAUUUGAGCUUCCACUUAUAACCUGCUGUGGCUAUGGAGGCAAGUACAACUACAGUGAUGCUGCAAGAUGUGGAGAAACAAUUACAGUAAAUAAUACCAAAAUGGUUGUCGGUUCAUGUGACAACCCCUCUGUUCGAGUAGAUUGGGACGGAGUCCACUAUACCGAGGCUGCCAACAAGUUUGUUUUCGAUCGAAUUUCGACAGGAGCCUUUUCUGAUCCGCCAAUUCCCUUAAACAUGGCAUGCCACAGGAAUGUAUAA